Folsomia candida is the source of this 1150-nucleotide messenger RNA. RefSeq lists its product as uncharacterized. Bases 88 to 708 code for a protein of 206 amino acids. Gene Ontology annotation, molecular function: odorant binding. The record is from RefSeq and is a predicted model, not a curated record. The transcript has 4 exons. NCBI's taxonomy places the organism in Eukaryota, Metazoa, Arthropoda, Collembola, Entomobryomorpha, Isotomidae.
GACUUCUCGUCCCAUACCAUUUUCAUUUCCAUCUCCACAGAUCCUGACAAACGAGUCUGGUAUUCAAUCCCAAUGUGACAAAGCAAGAUGACCGUGAAUGUAGUCUCGUUGGUGUGUUGGAUUGCGUUGAUUUUAGUGCGUCUGUAUUUCCUGGAUGCUGCCCCAGCUGAGCGAAAUUUCAACGACUGGCAGGAAACACAUACUCCAUGGGGCCGCAUGCUCGCGAUGAUGAGUGAAUUUCGAGGUAUGCAGUGUCAACGUGGUUUUUACAACCUCUCGUAUGCCGUUACCGACUCUGUAUUCCAUUGUGCAAAUCUGAAGCGUCCAAAGAAAUCCCGGAGACAUUUUGGAGACGAAUUGGUGGAUUGGGAAGGAGAAUCGCCAAUGCUUUGUUUCAAGACGUGCGUAAUGAGGGAGUCUGGUGCUAUGAAUGACGAUAACACGGGAAUUGAUAAGGAGAGGACACAUCACAUGUUUUUUGAAGGGAUGAGGAAACCUGGGGGUCACAUGACAGUGGACGUCAUGACGGAAGAGUUACUAGCAUGUGACCAAAAAUAUCCUACCAUAUUUCCUCGGUAUUACAGAAAUUGUACAAACACGGAAAAUAUCUUCAGAUGCUAUGGAAAAGUGUUAAAUAAUUGUGACAGAAUAGGAGAAAUGAACUUCAGUGAUGAUGUCAAUGAGAAUAUCAAAAUGGACUAUGAAUAACUUCACUGCAAAAUCGUAUUCUUUGAGAUCCAGUUCCAGUUACUCAAAGUGUAAACUAAACUAAAGCAAUAAUAAAUAAAUAAAUAAAAUAAUAAAAUAAUAAUUUAUAUGAAUAAAGUUUAUAAGUACUACUAAAAGUAUAAGUAUGUACUUAUGUACAUAACACCCAACGGGAGUUGCAUUUUAAUGAGGUUGUUUUGAAUGAAAGUUGGAUAAUGGAGUUGCAUUGUAGGUAAUUAUUAUCUGUCGGUACAUAUAUGUUGAUAGUGGAUUAUAAAUUUUUGUAUGUUUUUGUUAGGCGAUGUUUAACAUUAAAGUCUAAACGGUCGAAAGAAUUAAUAAUUAAACAAAUAUAAGUAUAAUUGAUAAAAAAUACUAUUGGGAGACAAAUGAUAGUCAAAAUGUUUGCAUAUGUACAUAUGUGCAAUAAGCGUGAUAGGCA